Molecule: messenger RNA, 4689 nt
Organism: Chroicocephalus ridibundus (black-headed gull)
Lineage: Eukaryota; Metazoa; Chordata; Aves; Charadriiformes; Laridae
Gene: ACOT9
Product: acyl-CoA thioesterase 9
Exons: 16
Coding region: 506-1615 (369 amino acids)
Biological process (GO): acyl-CoA metabolic process
Cellular component (GO): mitochondrion
Molecular function (GO): fatty acyl-CoA hydrolase activity
Source: RefSeq, a predicted model, not a curated record
CGCCCGGGGGCUGGAAGGGCCGCGCACGGAGCACUUUCUGCGUCGGGCGAGCCGCGCGUCUAUGGUGCUGGAGGACCGCAUGCCUGCGGCGGGCGUGGCCCCGCAGGCGCUGGGCGGGCGGCGGCCCUGCUGACGGUCCCGCUCCUGCUGUGGGUGUCGGCGCGGCGAGCACCAUGCUGGCCACCCGAUUGUGCACCAUGAGGAAGCUUCCUUCUGUUCUGGCUAGGACACUCGCUUCUGUGACCAGUGGCUCGUCAAUGCUUCCAGACAUGUCUGAAGAAUCUUUCAUUGCUUGAUGUCAGCUAAAAUAGAUUGAGCGCAAAUCUCAGAGAGCGCCGUGUUUCCACAAGCUUUGUGAAGAUUGGCUUCCGAAUCGGAGGUUCAUUAGGGUCCCAGAGCUAGUGGUGGGGUCAGCCAUGGACCAUGGUGUUUGCUGGGAGUUGUGCGGAGCAGAUUGAGGGAUAUAGUGGGAGCAUCUACCAACUGGAGGGAUCAUGUGCAAGCAAUGCAAGAAAGAAAAGCUCUCCAUACUUUACUGGCAAAACGGCAGGAAGAUCUCCCUCCUAGGAGAAUGAAAGAUAGCUACUUGGAAGUUAUUCUGCCUCUAGGAAGUCAACCUGAAAUAAGAGAAAAGUAUCUGAAUGUACACAACAGUGUAAGGUUUGGAAGGAUACUUGAAGAUCUUGACAGUUUAGGAGUUCUAAUUUGCUACACUCAUACCAAGCAGGAAAUGCAGCCAAGGUCUCCAUUAUCAAUAGUUACAGCUCUGGUGGAUAAAAUCAAUUUGUGCAAGAAGAUUAUAUAUCCAGACUGUGACAUCAAAUUCACAGGCAAUGUUUCUUGGGUUGGAAGGACCUCAAUGGAAGUGAAGAUGCACAUGCUGCAGCUACAUGAUGGUGAUUACAGCCCUGUGUUAGAUGCAACCUUUGUCAUGGUGGCCCGGGAUCCAGAAAAUAAAAGGCCAGCAUUUGUUAAUCCACUCGUUCCUGAGACCCCUGAGGAAGAAGAAAUCUUCAAGCAAGGGGAAUUGAACAAGCUGAAGAGGAUUGAUUUCAGUACUGCCUCCUUACUGAAAAUGGCUCCCACUGCAGAAGAAAGAAACAUUGUUCAUGACAUAUUCCUUAAUACAUUGGACACAAGGACAGUAAGUUUCCGGAGUCGUAAAUUACCACCCAAUUCGGUGUGGAUGGAAGAUGCAAAGCUAAAAGGUCUACAGAUUUGCCAUCCUCAGGAACGGAACAUCUUCAACAGGAUCUUUGGGGGUUUUCUCAUGAGAAAAGCAUUUGAACUAGGAUGGGCAACUGCUUGCAGCUAUGGGGGUUCCAGACCUUUUAUUGUGUCUGUUGACGAUAUCAUGUUUCAGAGGCCAGUUGAGGUUGGAUCCUUAUUACUGCUCUCUGGACAGGUCUGUUACACAGAAAAAAACUACAUCCAGGUUCGAGUACACAGUGAGGUUUAUGAUGCAGAUACCAGGGAGCACCACACAACCAAUAUCUUCCAUUUUACGUUUAUAUCAGAAAAUGAGGUCCCACGGGUUGUCCCCAAAACUUACGGAGAGUCCAUGCUGUAUUUAGAUGGGAAGCGACACUUUGCUGCAACCAUGAAAGAAAUCUGACACACACUGAAUGCUGCAUCAGCAGUGUAGCAGCAUGCUGUCCUGGAGAGAGUUGUCACUAGAGAUGGCUAACAGCCAGGUGCUUGCAAUACUUAAAAAAAAAAAAAAAAAAAAAAACAACAAAAAAACCCACCACCCCAAACCAAACCCCACAACAAAAAGUACCUUUUUAGUGCUAUUUAUGUAUUUGCAUAUAUUUGGAUUUUUAUUCUCUGCUACUAGGAUUUGUUGAAAUCUACUUUUACAUGCCAAUGCUAGGCAAAAAGGCUGAAAAAAAUACCAUCUUAAGCUUUAAAUAGCUUCUCUUCGUCUGCUUUGAGAGAUCUCAUUACGACCUUUGCUGUCCUGUCACCAUCUGCCUUCUUUCCCUUGGUUGAUCUUCUUUGUGUUUCCCUGAUAAGGGAUAGAGGUUCUAUCAGAAAAAUAGGUGCAAUAAGUAGAUGCACACAAACGAAGCCGUUUGACCUACGUUCUUGUGUAAAUUAGGUUUAGGGUGGGUUUUUUUGUUUUUUGUUUUUUUUUAACAAGGACACAUGCAUCUGGGCAGCAGCAUAAACUCAGAAGUUACUAGUGUGUGCGCAAUAUAAAGCAGGUGUUUCCCAUCAGCUGGGAUUUUACAAGGUUGUUACAGCUUCUGUUUUGGAUGGUUUCAUGUUCCCUUGGGAGGAAACUAAUUUUUACGAUGAAAUGAGAUGGCCAGAUGGUCUCUUCUGGCAUUCUGUUUGCAUACAGCCAGUCCUUGCCAGCUUCUUCUAACUUUGGCAUUUUUUUGGCAUAUAACUGUGAGUUCCUUAGUGAAUUAUUUUUCAUGGCUUGUAGAGUAGAGAUCUGAUUGGUGAGACUGGAUGGGACUGGGAAAUGGCAUUGUAGAGCAGAACUUUUUGGUUUGUUAGGAAUUGGGAGCUGAAAAGGUAAAAUACUUCUCAAAUGGUAAUGGUUAUGUUUGAUUUGGAGUUAGGGGUCCAGAGAAUCUGUGUGGGGCAGCUCCCAAUUCAGCUGCUGAAUGCUGGGAGGAUUUUUAUCUCACUGAGGGCUGGUACAGCUAGAGGACAACAUCCUCAGGUAGACUAUUUGUCCGGUUCCUUGGUAAACCAUAAUGAGAUACGAGUAUCGCACAGCUUUAAAAGUUGUCAAGUUUACCUGAAGGACAGAGUAAUUCCCCAGCACAGAGGGGACACCACGGUGGGUGUAACUGUGGCAUAUAAAUAACAGGAAGAAAGUACUUGAUACUGAAGUGCUUCUAAUGUCAUGGAGAAACUUUUGAUAAUCUCCAAUAUCUGGCAGAUAAAGCCCAACAUCCUGAAAUUAGGAAGGUGAGAGGAUGGGAGGCAUCAGCUUUUAGCAGUGAGGAUGAUUAGUCACAAGCACAAAAUUGGUGUGCUUUGGUACCUUCAAAUCAGGACACCCAAAGAGAAGCGGUUAGGCUCAAUGGUAGGUUAAACGGAUGAAACAUGGUGUCUUAAAAUAUACAAGAGAAUCUGGCGUCUCUGCUAGGUUUAAAAUAUUUUGGAAUCAGGAAGCAGCAAGUAGAAAUUAUGAGAACUGGCUCAGAUGCAUGAAACAGGUUGAUAAAAUAAAGCAACGUGUUGAAAUUUUCUUUUUGAGAAAUUCACGGUUAGGACCAGCUUCCUUUGGUGAUAGGAUAGCAUGACGUUUACGGCUCCAAACAGCUGAUUGCUAUUCAUGUGAGGAGAGGGAGCAUUGCAAUAACCAGCCUUUCCUUUCUAGGAUUUGGCUGCCUGUGUUUCUAAGUUAGCUAGCUUUCCAGUGGAGGCACCGGGGUGUUGCCUGAUCCGGAUCAGAUUAAUGCAUUGCAGUGACAGUAAGGUCUUGGUUCCUUACGUAGACUUUCUCUCUUCGGCCACACGCCACUGCUGAUCCAGCUGUAUGAUCUUAUAAUCUUCUUAUUUAGCGGUUAAGAUACCGUGGAUAUGUAUUGUAUUUUCUGGUUUUCUCCUUUUUAAAACUUUUUGGAAGCUGAAUAUAGUUAACUGACCACAGAAAUAAAGAACUGAAAUUCUACCCCAGCUUCUUUCCCCCUCGCUGAAUGGGUCGCUGUUGGCUAUUAAGAAAAUAAGUAGGAAGGCAGGAAGUGGAGGGAGCUAUUUCAGAACUAUGUCUUACUCCUGACUAUCUCCAGGUUUUUAUCGUUGACCCAGUGGUCCUACCUGGGUCGCUUUUGUAUAACACUUGUAAGUUAAAGGAGUACCAAGUUCUUCCUCUACUGCCUUUUCAGCUGUAUUUAAAUAGGAAUUCAUCAUAAUUUUAAAAUUCAGCCUUUGGGAAGGGACUGGAGAGGAGAAAAAGAGGUAACAGAUUAGGGAGCAAGGCGUGACAUCAAAACGUCUGGACACAGUGAAGAAAAUAAAUCCCACAAAUGAAGAUGCUUAGAAGAAUUAAUGUGUCUUCAAAGUUCAUGAUAACUUAAUCGUGUACCACAAUCACAGCAGUUAUAGAAAUAUAUGUACAGUCAUACAGAAAGUGUGUGUAUAUAUAUACAUACGUAAAAGAUGGAAAAUAUAUAUCGUAAUAAACAGAAAGACACAGAAAUGUGCUCACAUAUUUUUUACUCUGAGAAGAUAACUCCAAAUUGUCACCCUCUCUGACAAUAGGCUAAAUGUAUCUUCAAGGGUGUUAUUUAUGCACAUCGCUGUAUAGCUUUGUGUGCAAGAUAAAACUGUUCUCAGAUCUCACAUUCAGAAUUAAAUAUUUUAACAUAGCAAUUAAUGUUGAGUUUAUAUUGUAGCUUAAUGACCAACCUGUCACUGCUGUAAGUGACUGUUACCACACAAGCCUAAAGGUUUUGGUAUGAAAUCUUUUUAUUAUAGAGAGCCUAUCUGUGUAAUUGGCUGUGGCUCCAUAGUGGGAAGUAAAUGUUUCUGUGCCCGUCGUGUCUUGGAAUACAGCGAGGAAGUCUAGUAGCUGGAUUGCCUGCCCUAACCCUCUCAGUAGUAAAUGGUGAUAUAAAAGGAGAUUUCUGUGGGACUGGCUGAGCUCAGUGCCCAAAAAAGCACUUUGUUUUAGAUGUUUUUAUUUUUCUGUGUUUAAAAAAAAAAAGAAAGUAUUAAAAUUUU